CGCUUCCUUUAUCCUGUUCAGCCUUGCGGCGCGCGUGCACACCGCUCGGUCUCUAUGCGCAGCCGGUAGAGGAGAGGACGGAGGCGCCAUUUUGCGACAACUUCACUAAAGUCGACCAACAGACAUGUAUCCGAACGCUUUGACCCAGUUGGCCCGGGCGAACCCGUUCAGCGCCCCGCUUUUCACCCUUCAGAAAGUGGAGGAGCCCGAAACACAGACCCCCGUACAGAAGCGGCGCCUCGCGGCAGCAGCAGUCGCCGACUCGGGCGACAGCUGUGCAUUCGGCUCAGGGAAAUACUACGCUCUGUGCGGGUUCGGGGGCAUCCUGAGUUGUGGCAUUACACACACGGCCGUCGUGCCGCUCGAUUUGGUGAAGUGCCGCCUGCAGGUGGAUCCUGGCAAAUAUAAGAGCAUCUUCACCGGCUUCUCCGUGACCAUUAAAGAGGAUGGUGUUCGCGGUCUGGCCAAGGGAUGGGCUCCCACCUUCAUCGGUUACUCAAUGCAGGGACUCUGCAAGUUCGGCUUCUAUGAGGUCUUCAAGAUCCUGUACGGAGACAUGCUGGGAGAGGAAAACGCGUACAUGUGGAGAACCUCUCUGUAUCUGGCGGCCUCUGCUAGCGCUGAGUUCUUCGCUGAUAUCGCUCUGGCCCCUAUGGAGGCAUGUAAAGUGCGUAUUCAGACUCAGCCCGGGUAUGCCAACACCCUGAGGGAAUGUGCGCCCAAGAUGUACGGCGAGGAGGGUCUCUGGGCGUUCUACAAAGGUGUUGUCCCUCUGUGGAUGAGACAGAUCCCCUACACCAUGAUGAAGUUCGCCUGUUUCGAGCGCACCGUUGAGCUGCUCUAUAAGUAUGUGGUACCCAAACCCCGCAACGAGUGCUCCAAAUCUGAGCAACUGGUCGUCACUUUCGUCGCUGGUUACAUCGCCGGUGUGUUCUGCGCCAUCGUGUCUCACCCUGCUGACUCCGUGGUGUCUGUGUUGAACAAAGAGAAGGGAAGCACAGCCGGACAGGUGCUCAAGAGGCUCGGACCCAUGGGUGUCUGGAAGGGUCUGGUGGCCCGUAUCAUCAUGAUCGGUACACUGACGGCCCUGCAGUGGUUCAUCUAUGACUCAGUAAAGGUGUAUUUCCGCCUGCCACGUCCUCCUCCACCCGAGAUGCCCGAGUCCCUCAAGAAGAAGCUCGGCCUCACAGAGUAAACCUCCACCCCAUCGCCCUCCUCCACAGCCGCACACCUCCUGUUUUCUAUAUUUAAGUCUGUCCUGAGCCCCGCUCCUCCUGCAGGUGAAGGGAUCGCUCUUCACGGGGCGCGUCCGUGUCUAAAUAGUCUAUAUAAAAGGUUUGUGAUGAACGAAUGCCAUCUGGUUUUAACCUCUGACAUCGGUUUUGUCAGUAGAACAAUAAAGAGCUCCCUGGAUAUUACACACUA
Danio aesculapii is the source of this 1425-nucleotide messenger RNA. RefSeq names its product solute carrier family 25 member 3b (gene slc25a3b). Lineage: Eukaryota; Metazoa; Chordata; Actinopteri; Cypriniformes; Danionidae. Gene Ontology annotation, molecular function: phosphate transmembrane transporter activity. The record is from RefSeq and is a predicted model, not a curated record. Gene Ontology annotation, biological process: mitochondrial phosphate ion transmembrane transport. The coding region runs from base 125 to 1195 and encodes 356 amino acids. The transcript is spliced from 8 exons. Gene Ontology annotation, cellular component: mitochondrial inner membrane.